Molecule: messenger RNA, 171 nt
Organism: Peronospora matthiolae
Lineage: Eukaryota; Oomycota; Peronosporomycetes; Peronosporales; Peronosporaceae
Source: the annotation of a GenBank genome assembly
AUGGCGACGCUCGAGUCCCACGACGCGACCGACGUUGCGGGCGAUGUGCAAGAAGGACGUCUGCUGCACUCUCACCAGCGCUUCGGCCAUCUCGCGUACGACACGAUCGAGCGCACGGAAAAAGAGACACCAUCGAGUAUACGGCUCACUAGCAAAAGGCGCGCAGCGUGA